GGUAACUGCUCUGGAAUUGGGUUGACGUGUUGACAGACAUCAAUACAAAAGGGUCUCUCAAGGGUUUCAAUGUAAAUAUUGGCUCCUUUAACCGUAUGAAUGUAUGGUCGUUCAAUCCUUGUGGUUUUGCAUUUCUUGCUGAGGAAAACCACUUUCGCUUUGGUGGUGCACGUGAUUUGUAUAGUGAUUCAAAGCUUUCUUUAGAUUCACAUGUCCACAUCCUGGUGGAUUGGGUAAUUGGAGGAGGCAAGCGGAAUUGCUCACAGGCUACAGAAUGCAAGGCAAAUAGGUUCUGCAUGGACGAUGAAGAUCUUGGUGGAUAUCGCCGCAGCUGCAAUAAAGGUUACCAGGGCAAUCCUUAUCUUCAUAAUGGCUGCCAAGAUAUCAACAAGUGCGAGGAUAAUAGCAUCUACCCUUGUUAUGGAAGAUGCAUUAAUAGUCCCGGGAAUUACAGUUGUACAUGUUUGCAAGAAUAUGAAGACGAAGUCAAUAAAAAAUACGGCUGUCGACCGGUUGCUAAUCAAUCAAAAUUUCCAGUGGUGGUAUUCUCUGUUGAUUUGGUUGGGAUUAUUUUGUCAUUAGCUGGGAUCACUGGGAUAUUCUUUAGCAUCAAGAAGAGGAAACUUAUGAAGCAACGAGAGAAGUUUUUUGAGAAAAACGAUGGUGUGUUGCUCAAACAAAAACUGAAUUCACAAAAGGUUGCUUACACCGUGACUGUAUAUAUCACCAAACAGCUUCCAAAAGCAAUCAAUACCUAUUCAAAUGAGCAAACUGUUGGUCGAGGAGGUUUUGAGGUUGUUUAUAAAGGAGUAUUGUCGGAUAAACGCGUUGUUGCAAUAAAGAAGUCUGUUUCAGUGGAAGUGGAGGUACCGGUAUUGGUGUAUGAGUUCAUUCCCAAUAACACACUUUUCCAUCACAUUCAUAAUGAAGAGGGUGGAACGAGUUGGUUAUCAUGGGAGAAUCGAUUGAGGGUUGUUGUAGAAGCUGCAUCUGCACUUGCAUACCUUCAAUCUCAUGCCACCACCCCCAUCAUCAACAGAGAUGACACACUUGGGUACUUGGAUCCUUGA
This is a messenger RNA of Lactuca saligna, 1070 nucleotides long. NCBI's taxonomy places the organism in Eukaryota, Viridiplantae, Streptophyta, Magnoliopsida, Asterales, Asteraceae. The record is from the annotation of a GenBank genome assembly.